AUGCUAGCUUAUGGUAGCAUUGCUGAUUCAUUGGAUGAGUAUCUUCAGAUGGGUGAGAGCACUGUAUUGGAGACAUUGAAGUGUUUUGUCAGAACAAUAGUAAAUGUUUUCGGGGAAGAAUGGAUUAGGCCACCAACAGAACUGGAGUUACAGCAUAUACUAAAGGUUAAUGAGGCAAGAGGAUUUCCUAGAAUGGUUGGCAGCAUAGACUGUAUACAUUGGGAGUGGUCUAGUUGCUCCACUGCUUUGCACGGGAUGUACAAGGGCCACAAAGGGAAGCCAACUAUGAUUCUAGAGGCUGUGGUGACUGAGGACCUCAGGUUUUGGCAUGCAUACUUUGGAUUACCUGGAUCCUAUAAUGAUAUUAAUGUGCUGCAGCGAUCAUCGGUCUUUGAUGAUUUAGCUAAUGGCAGAGCACCUCCGGUUGAGUUCAAUGUGAAUGGCAACAUUUACAAUAUUGGUUAUUACCUAGCUGAUGGGAUAUAUCCAGAUUGGGCUACCUUAAUCAAGACAAUUAGUGCACCCAUAAGUAACAAGCACAAGGUGUAUGCAGAGCGACAGGAGGCAUCUAGGAAGGAUGUGGAGCGUGGUUUCGGUGUUCUUCAGGCUAGGUGGAAGAUUUUGCACUCCCCUGCUAGGUUGUGGCACCAAGAAGAUCUAAAUUAUAUUAUGAGGGCUUGCAUCAUCUUACGUAACAUGAUCGUCAUGGAUGAGAAAGGUGUGGAUCUUCCUACAAUUCAUUCAUCAGAGUGGCCUGGUAGGGAGAACCCUCCUGUCUGUAAUAUUGCAGAUUUUAUAGAUGCUCAAACUUAUAUCCGAAACAAAGAAACUUGCCACCAUCUUCGUUCUGACCUUGUCGAGCAUAUAUGGGGAUUGUACGGUUCAGGCACUGGACCUUUUGCUCGAAAGGGAAGCAUAUGA
Messenger RNA from Panicum hallii, 921 nucleotides. RefSeq lists its product as uncharacterized. Lineage: Eukaryota; Viridiplantae; Streptophyta; Magnoliopsida; Poales; Poaceae. The record is from RefSeq and is a predicted model, not a curated record. The transcript has a single exon. The coding region runs from base 1 to 921 and encodes 306 amino acids.